This is a messenger RNA of Xyrauchen texanus (razorback sucker), 6180 nucleotides long. Its product is annotated as synaptopodin-2. Gene Ontology annotation, biological process: positive regulation of actin filament bundle assembly. NCBI's taxonomy places the organism in Eukaryota, Metazoa, Chordata, Actinopteri, Cypriniformes, Catostomidae. Gene Ontology annotation, cellular component: actin cytoskeleton; Z disc; nucleus. The coding region runs from base 14 to 4747 and encodes 1577 amino acids. Gene Ontology annotation, molecular function: actin binding. The transcript has 4 exons. The record is from RefSeq and is a predicted model, not a curated record.
UUGCUGCAGGAGGAUGGGCACUGGGGAUUAUGUGUGCGUAACGCUGCGCGGUGGCAUGCCAUGGGGCUUCAGACUCCGCCAGAGCGCUCAGGAGCCUCAACAUCUUCUUCAGGUGUUUGAGAUAGAGGAUGGUAGUCCUGCUUCCCAGGCUGGAUUGUGUGAGAAUGAUGAGUUGUUGUCAGUGAAUGGGAAGCCCUGCUCAAACUUCAGUCUUUCAAAGGUUAUUGAUCUCAUUGAGGCCUCCACUGACUGUCUACUGCUGCUUGUCAAAAGAUGCUGUAGCCAGCCUCAAACGAGCCUUGAAUUAGUUAGUACCACUCUUAAGGUCCCAACUCCACCCAGCCUCCGUAACCCACAGGAAAAUUACAUUUCUGAGUCCCAGGAUAAAGCAUAUUUUGGGGAAACAGACAGUGAUGCCGAAUGUCCUGGGAGGUCUCAAUUGGUCCGGAUGCAAAUUCAGGUACCAGCUUCUAGGAAUAAAAGCAGACAAAACACCUCUUCCCAGGGAGAUGGAGACACCAGGUUAGAGGUAACCCCAGGAUCUGUGGUGGAAUUACAGCUAUCUCUUUCCAAAACCACCAUGGAAGAACCAGAGUGCACUUUACUAGGCAGUGCUUGUGGAGUUGUCGGAGAAGCCCAUCAAAGAAAGACAAGUAAGGAAUUCAACUUUACCACUACUUCAUAUUCUCCAGAUUGCCCUGUCUACAUUCCCAGACAAGACCGGAAACCUCUUGGUCAACGGGGUGUGUUGGUUAGCAAACCCUCUGCUUUGCAGAAACAGGUGGAUGUGACCUUGCUGCAAUUAUCUGGAAGUAGUUCAGGGAAGGAGGGGGUGCAGGCUAGUGACCGGUUAGAUUCUGCUGGAGAAGAAGGAGGGUACUUUGAAGAAGCUCCCACCUCCUCUUCUGUGUCUUUUGGACUUCCCUCAGAGGAGUGGGACUCCGAAUCGGAGAGGGAAGUCAACAAGCCCAACAAGCACCGGGCAAGGCACGCCAGGCUCCGGCGGAGUGAGAGCCUUUCGGAGAAGCAGGUGAAGGAAGCCAAAUCUAAGUGCAAGAGAAUUGCUCUCCUGCUCUCUGCUCCAGCCUCCAAUCCCAAUAACAAGGGGGUGUUGAUGUUCAAGAAGCAUAGACAGAGAGCCAAGAAGUAUACCAUUGUAAGCUACGGUACUGGUGAGGACGAGCCAGAUUACAAGGACGGAGACGACGACGAAAAGGACAACAAGGAGAAGCACGCUGUUGAGUUCACUGUUCUAGCCACCAGCGAAACUGAAAUUGAUGAGGACUUCUUCACCAAUGCCUCUGGCCAGAAAAGUAUUGUGACUUUUGACUGGGACACUGGAUUACUUGAGAUAGAACGCAAUCUUGACAACUAUCAAGAUAUGGAAGAACUACCUGAUACCAAGGGCAAAGGAGCCCUCAUGUUUGCUCAGCGCCGACAGCGCAUGGACGAGAUAGUAGCUGAACAUGAGGAGUUGAGACGAAAGGGGAUACCUGUUGAAGGAUUAAAGGAGACUGAGACACAUCAGACAUACCAUCAUAUGGAGGAUCGUGGUUAUAUGAAUGCACAAGAGACCCAGAAUUACAUGGAUGUAAAUGUGCACCACAGUACAUCAGCACAAAAGCAGCAGCAGCAUCAGCAGUACCAUCAGUACCAAGAACAGUACUAUCAACAACAGCAGCAGCAGCAGCAGCAUUAUCAAGACUACCAGAAGCAACUACAAUAUCAGCAACAUCAACAACAACAGUAUCAACAACAGCCAGAUUAUCAGCAACAAAAAAAUUAUCAACAUGUGCAAUCAUGCAAUCAGCAACAACACUUCCAACAACAUCAAGUGCAGCAGCAUUCACAACAUAUGAAUGGCAAUUCUGAUCAACAAAUCAAUGAAAUGCAGCCAUCAGUCACAAAUAGGAGUGCCAAACCAUUCUCAGUUCAAAAUAAAACGGCUACUCCAUUUUCCUCCUUAUCGAUUUCAGAGAGUCAAGAACAAUCUGGGUAUUCAUUUGGACAAGGUGAACAGAUUGCAUCCCGUGAUGAGCGUAUUUCUGUGCCUGCUAUUAAGACUGGAAUUUUGCAAGAUACAAGGAGGAGGAAUGCCAAUAAACCUAUGUUCACUUUCAAAGAGUCUCCCAAGGUCUCCCCCAGUCCUGUGCUGUUAAAUCUCCUUAACAAGAAUGACAAAAAGGCAGGUUUUGAGUCUGGCCCAGAUGAAGAUUAUCUAAGUUUAGGAGCUGAAGCAUGCAACUUUCUUCAGUCUCCAAAGAUAAAGCACAAAAUUCCACCACCGGUUGCUCCUAAACCUCACAUAAAUGCAGCCUCUCCCCCAUGGUCUGUUCAACCAGAAACUACUGGUCAUCUGAUUCCACAGCAAACUGAAAACAAUGGACCAGCAUCUGCUGAAGCUCCAGCCACUGAGGCUGAUGCCGCUACUGCCCCUGUCCCUGAAAUGGUUGCCCCAAACAUGUCUGAGCAAGAACCUUCACCUUCAUUUGCACCUGAAUCCCAGGAUGUUCCACUCUGUCCGGAACAACCUGCUCCAGAUAAUGCAUGGAAACCACCAGCAACUCCAGUGAAACAAAACCAGCAAGCAGAGAUCUGGAAUGAGAAAAUGAAUUCCCAGCUGCAAAUGAAUUCAGCUCAUCCUGCUGCUCUUCCUCCUGCAAAUGCACAGUCAGAUCAGUCUACCAGAACAUGGGAACCAGCUCCAAGUCAAUGUUAUCAGCAGGUAAGUGCCUGGGAUCCAACCGAAAUGCAAACUCAAGUCCCAUCUCAAAACCAAUCUGAAGUACAACCAUCAUGGAUGUCACAUGCUCAAAGUCUUUCGGAAGUACAUUUGCAAGCACCUACUAAAACACAACCCCAGCCCACUUGGGUAACACAAGCUUCCAUACCACCAAACAUUCAACCACAGACUCAAACCCAGCCCCAAUCUCACAUGAGUUCUUGGACACCAGUUCCAAAUCAGUCAACACUACAACCCCCAUGGUCUCUGCCGCAUGAGCCAGCACAACCACCUAUCAGUGUCUGGCAUAAAGAUCACAAUCAAGCUCAGGAACAGCCAGCCUGGGUCCAACAACAACAGUUCCAAGGAUCUCAGGUAAUGCAAACUUGGGCAUCAACCCCUCAACAACAACCACAAUCUCCCUGGGCCCAUCCUCAGAGCCAGCCUCAGAGCCAGCCACAGCCCCACCCAUCUUGGAUUUCUUACCCGAAUCAGCAAGAACCAACACAGCCACCUGCAAAUGCAUGGACCCAACCACAGAGUUUAGUUCAUGUGCAGCCUCUUUGGGCUCAACAGACUCAAAUACCACCUCAGCCCUCAGCACAAAUGGAGCAUCCCAUGAAUUCUUGGGCACCAAUGCCUGCCCAGUCCCAGCCACCAUGGGCACAACAGCCUGUUUCUCCACAGCAUCCUCAACAGAUGAACUCUUACACACCUGUGCAAAAUCAUAUUCAGGCAUCCAGGGAACAGCCACCAAAUCAGGCUCAGGUUCAACCUCCCUGGGCACAGCAAACUCAGCAGCAGGCAUCACAGCCACCUGUGAGCCAGUGGGCAUCACUGCAAUCUCAAUCUCAGCCAGGUGUAAAUGCAUGGGUACCCAAAGCUGAGACCCAGAAGUUCCCUCCCCAACCAAUCAAGCCAUUGAACCCACCUCAGUCUGAUCAGCCCACUCCUCCAAGACGAAUGAACUCAUAUACAUCUGGGACAAAGGAACCGUCCCCUACUCCACCUAGUAGUUCUAUGUCUGGUUUUGGUUCGGCUUUCGAGAUGCCUGCCUUGAGGGGAAAAGGAGCUGAACUGUUUGCUAAGAGGCAGUCUAGGAUGGAGAAAUACAUUGUGGAUUCGACCACAGUACAGGCAAAUAAGGCAAGACCAUCUUCACCUUCUCCUUCUUUGCCACAAUCAUGGAAAUAUUCAUCCAAUUGCCGGGCACCCCCUCCUUUGGCAUAUAAUCCAAUUAAUUCUCCAUCAUAUCCACCGGGUGCUAUCAAACAGCCUCCUCAAUCUAGCCCUUCAAUAGCCAACCAGAACAAAAGCAAAGCAAAAGGAAAACCUGCCCCAAAACCCCUUCAUGUUCUUGAUGUCAUGAAGCAUCAGCCCUAUCAGCUGAAUUCCUCCCUUUUCACCUAUGGUCCAGCAGCAGAGAAACUUGCUGCAGAAAAGGAGGCAGCUGAAAAGCUUGCUGCUCAAAAAGCAGCUGAAGCUCAAGCCCAGGUCCAAAUUCAAGCCCAAGCUAUUGGUCCUCCAAAUCAAAACCAGAAAAUGACAUAUAACCAAAGCCCUCCCCCUUAUGGUUAUAUUCCAGAACAUGCCCAGCAACCCUACAGGAUGGCUGGUCAGUCACCAUCUAUGCACGAUGACCAUUACCCCCAAGCCCCUCCAAGUACAUACCAGAUUGUCCUUAAUGAUUAUCAGCAACACCCUCAUCAAAUCCCAUAUCAACAAGCAUACGACCCCCAACAAGCUUACCAAACACCUCCUUUAAAUCCAUACCAACAAGCACCAAGCCCUCCCUACCAACAGCCCUCUCCAACUUCCUAUCAGGCAGGCUCCAAUCAAAUAUAUCAAGCUGGACUGGCAAUGUCUUACCAACAAGCCACUAGUUCUCAUAUUGUUCCAACUUUCCCAGUAGCAGCAAGGGCUGACUCUGCCUCAGGGGGCAGUAUUACUGCUGCUCCAAAGCCCAAAUUUUCAGCCAAAAAGAGUGCUGCCCAGGUGUGGAAGCCUGGAAGUGCUGAAAAAUAGUAAUGUUACAGUAAUUAUUUUGCCAAGUUUUGUUACCGUUAGACAAGAAAGCUCAGAUGCAAAUACUGAAUGUAGAGCAGAUACAUACUGUAAAACUCCAAAACACUACCAGAAAUACAGUUUGUUGCAAUAGACUGAAAAAAUUGCAUAUUAUUGUUUAUUUAUAAGGCAUAGACAUCUUAAAAAAAAAAAAAAAAGGACAUCAUAUGGUGUUUAUAGAUGAAUGCUCUGAAAACUGUGACCUGUACUAUUACAGGUAGGAAGGUCUUGUGCUCAUACUGUUCCAAAAAAUCUAGUAAUAUGUAUGUAAGACUCAAAAGGAAUCAGUGUUGAUCGAGUUGAUGAAGAAGAGAAUUAUGAAGGCUUAAACUGAAAGUAAACAGAAAUAAUUUGACAGGUUAAAAAUGAGAGAGAUAGGCCUAAUGGUCUGCUAUGAGGGCUGCUGAAUGCAAUACAAAAAGCUCCACAUGACUUCCUGAGGGGUUUGGACUUUUAAAAUAUUUAUUACCAUCAAUUGUCCCACCAAUAUAUGAGUAGACCUAUAUGAUAGUAUUUUAUAAUACCUCAGUGGACAGACUGAAAUGAAAAUGUGAACAGUCCAAGGAUAGUUGGAUAUGCAAGUAACCAAUGAAGAACAACGUCUGACUGAGCCAAUAGUGCAAGUGAAUAUAAAACACAGAGACAGAAUGUAUUAUGGUGAAGUUCAAUCAUCUCUCACUAUAUGAGGAAAAACAAUGUUAUAUUUCUAAAAUGUAAGUAAUGUUUCAGACUUAUGAGAUUAAUGUACUCUAAUGUAAUGCAGUAUAUGGUUCUUUAAAAAAAAACUAGGUUAAAUGGUGCCACUAUUUCAAUGUUAAACAGCUAGUUUAAGGGCUUAAUUUUUACCUUUUAUGGAGAUUAAUAGAUUUGGGGAUAGAUUCCUUUCAUAUUUAUAUUUUGAAGGAUGAUUUUUUUUUGUCCAUGUUUUUUUCAGUUUGUUUGACAUUUUUUCUUUUCUUUUUUUCUUUAGCAGUUCUAUCAGAAUAUUAAUAUUAAGAACAUCAACACAACAGGUUUAGGAAGUGGAAAACAGGAAAAAAAUGUUAAUUUUGAGUUCAUUUCUUUGUGUGAUAUUUUCUUCAUAGUACACUAGUUGUAAUAUGUACCAGUGCCAUUAAAAUGACUGUCCUUCAGUUUUGUUUGUUUGCUUUGCGUUUGCAUGUACCUCAGUCACUUUCAUCUUUCCUUGCAUUGUUUGUACACCUUGUCUUGUCACCAUUCUUGCUAUUCUUUCACACUCCUUUUCAGAGUAACUUUUUGCAGUUUUGCCAUUUUUGCCCUUUUACAGCAGAGGAUAGGGUAUUAAAGGUAAGAUAGUAAAUACAUUACUGAGAAUUUCUUUUUUGAGGAACAUUUAUCAGUUCAGCCAUUUUAGCUUUUUAACAGCAGAGGAU